AACAAGAAAAAAAACGAAAGAAAAGAAGCGUGGCCUGACCUCCUCCGGUGCAACUUGAGUGAACAAGGAAUAGCAAUCCCCUCAAAAACCCUAGCUGAAAUAUCACCUUAAAGCUAACAAUCACAGCUCAAGCAAUUGCAAACUGCCUCGCCGGAGAAACUAAAAUUAGAAGACACUUUUAGGAACUUAUGACUACAGUAUCAGAUAAAACAGAGCAACUAGAGGGUUUAACACCGGCGAAUGAAGCCCAAGCAGACGGUGAAGGAGUAGGAGAGGAGGAAGAGUUGUCAUGGUCAUCGGACUCCGAAAUUGGAGAUGCGUUGGAUUGGUUGGACUCGAAAGACGAUAAAGAGGCUGUAGAUGGAGCUAUUACCCUCAAUUCCAGACGUCCAAAUGCUCACGGAGGCCUCCACUCUCGCCCUAAUUCCACCACUCUGCAACCUCUCUCCAAUCGCAACCAGAGGUUCUCUCAUCAUAUACGUGCUUCGCCGUUGGAGGAGUGGGAAGGGAGGUUGAACGUUGGCAUGUCUAAUUCAGUUACAACUGCAAUUCGUGAAAGUGUUCGGGACAUGGCCAUUGGGAAAACUAAAACUACUGAGAAAGCAGAUCGCGCAACAGUGGAGCAGGCCAUUGACCCUAGAACUCGCAUGGCUCUGUUCAAAAUGCUGAAUCAGGGUGUAUUUCAUGACAUAAAUGGCUGCAUUUCUACUGGAAAAGAGGCUAAUGUGUAUCAUGCAACAAAAUGUGAUGGCCAGGAACUUGCAAUCAAAGUGUACAAAACUUCAGUUCUCGUUUUUAAGGACCGAGAUAGAUAUGUACAAGGUGACUAUCGUUUUAGACAUGGAUACUGCAAGCACAAUCCCAGGAAAAUGGUAAAGACAUGGGCUGAAAAAGAAAUGAGGAAUCUUAUGAGGCUAAAGGCAGCUGGAAUCCGGUGUCCAACUCCAUAUCUUUUGAGAUUGCAUGUUCUGGUCAUGGAAUUCAUAGGAAAGGCUGGUUGGGCUGCACCUCGUCUUAAGGAUGCUGCUUUAUCUUUGGAUAAAUUACGUGAAGGCUAUGUGGAGAUGAUCAUCGCAAUGCGGACUUUAUAUCAGAAAUGCAAACUGGUGCAUGGAGACCUCAGCGAAUAUAAUAUUCUAUAUUUUGAGGGUCACUUGUACAUAAUUGAUGUCUCUCAAGCAGUUGAUCUCGACCACCCUCAUGCCCUUGAUUUCUUACGUGAAGAUUGUGUUCAUGUUUCUGAUUUUUUUAAGAAACAUGGUGUAGCUGUCAUGACUAUUCGAGAGCUAUUUGACUUCAUAGUUGACCCAACCAUUACUGAUGAUUCUGUUGAUAGUUACUUGGAAGAGGUUCAGCAAAAAAUUUUAUCAAGAGACGUCACUGUAGAGGAUGAAAUUGCAGACUCUGUAUUCGUGCAGUCAUAUAUUCCCAAGACAUUAGAUCAUGUCAAGAAUGCUGAGGAGGAUGUAAUAAGGAUAACAAGCGGCAAGGAUACAGGAGAUAUGUAUUAUCAAACCAUUACAGGUUUAAAGGAGGCUCUUUCUAAAGUUCAAGUUUCUGAAGCCCAAAAAGACCAAAAGGAAGAGGAUUUGAACCCUGCGGAAGAAACUUCUCUAAAUCAGGAUGGCCAUUUUAACACUUCUGAAAGUGAAUCUGAUUCUGAGACAGAUGAUGAGAACUCGAAGGAGUCAGAUGAGAGUGGUUCCUUGUCAGAAGUUGUGAAAAAGGAGCCUCUUGAUAAAAGAACCGCUAGAAAAGAGAACAAGAAGAAAGUUAAAGAAGAGAAGAGAGAAGCUCGGAAGACUAAAAUUCCCAAGGCUGUGAAGAAAAGAAAGAAGAAAUUGGCAAAAGCCAAGAAGACCAGGUAAACAUGUUCGAGCUGUAGCGUUAGCGGUAUGCAAUUCAUAUAGAAGCCAUCAUAGAACAGUGGAGAAGUUAGUUUUGUGAUGAAUGCCAGUUCUAUGGCUGCUUUAUUUAAAAAGGGAUGGAUCAAUUUUGACACCUAUGCUACUUCCGCCUUUACAUUUAUGUUUUGUUCUAAUUUUGGGGGUUAAGCAGGUACAAUUCGUCAUAUUAUAAGGUAACCUUAUAAAUGCAAGAUGACGAGAGUUCAUCUCUAUUUUAUGGUAGAAGGGCUUGAUUUUGGUUUGUUAUAUGUGGCCUCUGAGCUCUGAAGUUUUUGGUUGUAUGAUAUAAAGCUUAUUUCCACUUCAA
Manihot esculenta (cassava) is the source of this 2214-nucleotide messenger RNA. Its product is annotated as serine/threonine-protein kinase rio1. The transcript has 12 exons. Gene Ontology annotation, molecular function: protein serine/threonine kinase activity; ATP binding. The record is from RefSeq and is a predicted model, not a curated record. Gene Ontology annotation, biological process: protein phosphorylation. NCBI's taxonomy places the organism in Eukaryota, Viridiplantae, Streptophyta, Magnoliopsida, Malpighiales, Euphorbiaceae. Bases 189 to 1868 code for a protein of 559 amino acids.